This is a messenger RNA of Drosophila elegans, 1033 nucleotides long. RefSeq lists its product as uncharacterized. The record is from RefSeq and is a predicted model, not a curated record. Gene Ontology annotation, molecular function: chitin binding. Bases 12 to 707 code for a protein of 231 amino acids. NCBI's taxonomy places the organism in Eukaryota, Metazoa, Arthropoda, Insecta, Diptera, Drosophilidae. Gene Ontology annotation, cellular component: extracellular region. The transcript is spliced from 2 exons.
UCCACUUAAAGAUGCUCCGCCUACUGAUCUUUCUGGGAGUGUGCAUCCGCAUCCUCGGCUGCCAGGCAACCUGUAAUAAGUGCUCCGAAACACUUGUUUCCUGCGUAUCCCAGACCGAGUUCCAGUUGUGCUCCUCCGAUGGUGUGGCCAUUGGAGAUCUGUACACCUGCCCCUCGGGAUACCAUUGCAUCGCCGGCACACCAUUUUGCAGUUCCUCGUCAGUCGAGCCAGCCUGUCCAGGAUGCAAUAAGUGCAGCAGUGACAAACGCUUUGCCUGCACCAGUCGAAACACCUUCGCUCUGUGUCUAGGGGAAACUACUCCCAGUGCUUCGAUUGGAGGAAGUUGCGGCUCGGAAUUGGUGUGCAACGUGGAAAACCCCAAUAUCUGUGGCUCUCCCACCAUGUUCUCAGUGACCUGCUCCGGCUCAGGUUCAGGAACCUGCGGAUCCACGGCCAUCACCGAUGCCACCGACUAUUGUCGAACCAUGAAAAAAACAGGAAGAUUUCCCUAUGGCGGGGUAACCUCCACCACAUGUAGGCAAUAUGUGAACUGUUACACUGCUGCUGGCAUAUUCUAUGGAAACGUUUACACCUGCCCCGGACAUACUUAUUUCGACAGUACUUCCAACCUUUGUACUACUCAAACGCAGGCCAGAUGCUCGGAUACUGUGUCUUGUUUGACUUUGAAUGACCGAUUGUUGCUGUAGGGCUCAAAUUGUGAGGGCUUAGCGCAUAUUUAUUGAGUUAGUAAACAGAGGGCAAGGGAAUCUUAAUCAAAUAAAGUAAGUGCAUUAUGAAAGCAAGGGUUUUACUAUCAAGUUAGAUAAGAUGAUUAGGUUGAGCUAACUCAAAUUCAUCACGGUUGUUAUAAAACAAGAAAAUGGAAAUUAAUUUCUGUAAAAAGAUUUUUCUGCGGUUUCAGUACUUAAUUUAGAACAUAUUUUCUAUUAUGCUAUUUUCAUGAGUGCUCUCAAAUUAAAAACGAAAAUCGAUUAUACCGACCAUGCGGUACUCGCGAGUGGUACAACUCGAA